Cornus florida is the source of this 3116-nucleotide messenger RNA. RefSeq names its product beta-galactosidase 5-like. The transcript has 19 exons. Gene Ontology annotation, biological process: carbohydrate metabolic process. The record is from RefSeq and is a predicted model, not a curated record. NCBI's taxonomy places the organism in Eukaryota, Viridiplantae, Streptophyta, Magnoliopsida, Cornales, Cornaceae. Gene Ontology annotation, cellular component: vacuole; cell wall. Gene Ontology annotation, molecular function: beta-galactosidase activity; carbohydrate binding. Bases 227 to 2764 code for a protein of 845 amino acids.
AGAUUUUUCUAAUGUUCAACAGUGUCACACUAAGCUUAUAUAGACUGCAGUAUUGAAAAGAAAAAUACAAGAUAGUUGCCCUCUCUACAAAGUGGCAGUAGAUGAGACGCGCGCUAUUUUUUUGGACAUAUUUUGCCACUUGGGUUUGUUUGAGCUUCCCACAAUUUGCAUAACUUCAUGCUGUGAAAUUAUCUAUCAAAAAGAAGUUAGAAAGAGAGUAAAAAAUAUGGAGACUAUCUCAGUCUCCAAGCUGUUCAUCUGUUUAAGCAUGGCCUUGUUGGUGGGUAAUCAGCUGAUCCAGUGUAGUGUGACCUAUGAUAAGAAGGCUAUCAUCAUCAAUGGCCAACGGAGAAUCCUCAUCUCUGGUUCCAUACAUUACCCUAGAAGCACUCCUGAAAUGUGGGAAGAUCUCAUAAGCAAGGCUAAAAAUGGAGGAUUAGAUGUUAUUGAUACCUAUGUGUUUUGGAAUGUCCAUGAACCUUCACCUGGAAAUUAUAAUUUUGAGGGGCGAUAUGAUCUAGUACGGUUCAUAAAAACAGUGCAAAAAUUGGGCCUCUAUGUUCAUCUGCGCAUUGGACCUUACGUAUGUGCAGAGUGGAAUUUUGGAGGAUUUCCUGUAUGGUUGAAGUUUGUUCCUGGUAUCAGCUUCAGAACAGAUAAUGGACCUUUUAAGGCAGCAAUGCAUAGGUUCACCGAAAAAAUUGUUCAGAUGAUGAAGAGUGAAAACCUGUUCGAGUCCCAGGGUGGCCCCAUCAUCCUAUCUCAGAUUGAAAAUGAAUUCGGGCUGGAAAAGAACGCACUUGGAGCUGCUGGUGACGCAUACGUAAAAUGGGCUGCAAAGAUGGCGGUAGGGCUAAAUACUGGAGUCCCAUGGGUGAUGUGCAAAGAAGAUGAUGCUCCUGAUCCUGUGAUAAAUGCAUGUAAUGGUUUUUACUGUGAUGGUUUUACUCCCAACAAACCUUACAAGCCUACUUUGUGGACUGAGGCUUGGAGCGGCUGGUUCACAGAAUUUGGUGGCACAAUCCCCCAGAGACCAGUUCAAGAUUUGGCAUUUGCAGUUGCUCGUUUCAUAGAGAAAGGUGGCUCAUAUUUCAAUUACUACAUGUAUCAUGGAGGAACAAAUUUUGGACGCACUGCUGGAGGCCCUUUCAUCACAACCAGUUAUGACUAUGAUGCCCCACUAGAUGAAUAUGGUUUAAUCAGGGAACCAAAAUAUGGCCAUCUGAAGGAGCUCCAUAGGGCCAUUAAACUAUGUGAACGGGCUUUAGUUUCUUCAGAUUCUACUGUCACUAGACUAGGAACCUUUCAGGAGGCUCGUGUAUUCUCUUCAGCGAAUGGAAAUUGUGCAGCCUUUCUCUCGAACUUCGACAGCAAUUCUGCCAAAAGGGUGAUGUUCAAUAACAUGCACUAUGAUUUGCCCCCUUGGUCCACUAGCAUCCUUCCUGAUUGCAGAAAUGUAGUCUUUAACACUGCUAAAGUUGGAACUCAAACUUCAAGGAUGCAAAUGCUGCCAACCAAUUCUGAGUUGCUCUCUUGGGAGAUUUAUGAUGAAGAUGUUUCUUCUUUAGAGGACAGUUCGGCGAUGACAGCUGUUGGACUGUUAGAGCAGAUAAAUGUCACUAGAGAUAGCAGUGAUUAUUUGUGGUACAAGACAAGAGUUGACAUUAGUUCAUCGGAAUCAUUUUUGCGAGGAGGACAAUGGCCCACUCUCACUGUGCAAUCAAGGGGCCAUAUAGUUCAUGUGUUUAUCAAUGGGAAGCUUUCAGGGUCGGCUUAUGGUACCAGGGAGAACUCGGGAUUUACAUAUACUGUACCAGUUGACCUCCGUGCUGGAGCAAAUAGAAUUGCUCUACUCAGUAUAGCUGUUGGAUUGCCAAACAUUGGGUUGCACUUCGAGACAUGGAAAACAGGAAUCCUGGGGCCAGUUGUGCUGGACGGUCUUGGGCAGGGAAAGAGGGACUUAUCAUGGCAGAAAUGGAGCUACAAGGUUGGCCUUAAAGGUGAGACAUUGAAUUUGGACUCUCCAAAUGGAGCUUCAUCUGUCGAGUGGAUUCAAGGGUCACUGGUCGAUCAUCGCCAGCGCCCUUUGACAUGGUAUAAGUCGUACUUUAAUGCACCACAAGGAAAUGAGCCGUUAGCUUUGGACAUGCGAAGUAUGGGAAAGGGCCAAGUCUGGAUCAACGGACAAAGCAUAGGAAGGUAUUGGAUGGUUUAUGCAAAAGGCAAUUGCGGUGCUUGUAGUUAUUCUGGGACAUACCGAGCCCCAAAGUGCCAACUUGGUUGCGGUGAACCAACUCAGAGAUGGUACCAUGUUCCCAGGUCUUGGUUGAAGCCAACACAUAAUCUGUUGGUAGUACUCGAAGAACUAGGCGGGGAUGCAUCAAAGAUAUCUCUGGUGAAAAGAAGAGCAACUACUGUUUGUGCCAAUGCAUAUGAACACCACCCAACGACCGAGAAUUGGUCUACCGAGAGCUCUGGCAAAUCAAAGAUGCAUCAUCAGGCAAAGCUUCACCUGCAGUGUGCACCAGGACAAUCCAUAUCAGAAAUUGAAUUCGCGAGUUUUGGCACACCUCAGGGAACUUGUGGGAGUUUCCAGAAGGGAACUUGCCAUGCACCAAACUCUCAUGCCAUCUUAGAGAAGAUGUGCGUCGGACGAGAGAGUUGCGAGAUCCCCAUAUCCAACAGUAACUUUGGAGCAGACCCAUGUCCCAAAGUGUUAAAGCAGUUAUCAGUUGAAGCUAGCUGUUCUCCCACAGCAACAUAAAAAUGGCCAAAGAAGGGUAUAAUAAAAAAAAAAUGCCAAUGCAGUUAUUGUUUGGUUGUACAGAAUGGAAGAUUUGAAGAUAAAUACCACAUUGAACUGAUUGAAGUAUUCGUCAGGUAGAUUGGUCCAGUGCCAUGUUAUUUCCCACUUGAAAGAUAGCGCGAACGGAAUACAAAGUAAAUUUUUUUUUUUUUUUUUUUGAUAAGCAGUAUGAAUCUGAUAGAUUUUGAGUAUAUGGUGGGCUCAAUUGUUGUUCUAAAGUUCAUUCCCUGACCUUGUAUCUAGAAAGGGACACCAAGAAUAAUUUGUGUAAUGGUAAGUUGCAAAUAAAGCGAUUGAUUUUUCUCCUGCA